UAAAUAUUAAGAAUUUCCCCUUGAGAAAGUUUGUACUCGACCAGGUUCAGGAUUUUUAUAUCUGCUACUACCCGAGCUUUAUGAUUUGUAUCUAUGAAAUCUGUGCCUGUGUUCUUACCAGCCUCUCUCUGUAAGUGCACAUAACAUUUUAAAUGAUACAACACAUCAUUUGCUAGAGCGUCUGAUGGAUUACAGGCUGAAUUCAGUCGCAUUUUUAUAUCUUUUUUCUGAAUUGAUGAUGCAUAUUCAAAUAGCCGUUGACCCAUAGGAAUCGUUGAUACUUUGAUGCAUUUCUCCUAUUUUAUGUUGACAUAUGACACAUGCCUUUCUGUUAUAUUCUAUGUGCUGUGAUCGCAACAAACGCUGUGACUCUAGAUUUUACGUAGGUAAUAACCCCUUAGGUCGCCCAGAUGAUCUCCUACUCGUACUGGCAUGAGUACGACUAUUAUUAAAUAACUAACUCACAUAACGAUCACUAUAUUUUCUUUCUGUAUAUACUUUUGUUUUUGUCUUGAUAUUACAAAUUACUAUUCUAUAAAAGUUCAACAGAUUUUAUGUAUCAGGUUGAGUUUAAUGAAUAGGAAACAUGCAUAUCAUACAUAAAAUAGUAUUAGUGAGUUUCUACAUCAUUCUGUGUGUCCAUUGCAAUACACAAGACAAAUUUAUUUUUGGAAAGCAGAAUUUAUGACGUAACUAUGAGGGAACCAAGUUUUGUAUUUCUUUGAUUUCUGAUUCUGAUUCAAGACUAAACAACACUCUUUCUACUUAGAAAUAUUACAGUAAAUUUCCAUAAAAGCACUAUUUAUCAACAGAAACAUGACAUUUAGAUGGUCCUCAAAGGCCAAAAUUAGUCAUUUCUGUACAAAAUAGAUCUGGUCUGUAAAUUAUACCUAAAAUUAAUAUAAAAAAUUGGCAUUAAGGUGAAUUUGAAUCUUCAUAGAAAUGUUAGAAAGAAUCUAAAAAAAUUGCUUCUAGCCAAAAAAUCCAGCGGGAUCCAAUAUAGCUAUAAUUGCCCCCACACUAGUUCUCAAAACGGUGAAAUUAUCAUUACAAACAGCAGGCUUCAAACUCGCUACUUGCGCAUACGUAGGACAGAUGGAGAGCGGCACACGAAAGUCGGAUUGGGAGUGUUUCGACAGAAUUUAUAAUCAUCAUAUCGUCCACACCAUAUACCGCAAAAUCUGGGUGAAACGAAAUCAAUCAACUUCCAAGUCUAAAGUGGAUCGAUUUCUCUCCGGAGUGUUAAAAUGUAACAUAACACAACAUAACACUUUAAAAAUGGCGGGAAAUCAAUGUACAGAACAAAGAAGAAUAUUGUUAAUUUUCUGACUAAACUUUUUUUUUAUUGGUUCUUUGUCAUUCGUGUGUGGGCACCCUGAACAUGAUACUACACGUUUUUUUUAUGAGAAACAUGUUUAUAAGAAACCUACCAGAAUUCUUCAAAAAUUAAGAAACUUUUACUACUACAUUCUAUGUCUAUUUCUGAAAUAAGAAACUUUUUUCUAACUAAUUCUUACAAUUAAUUGAAGAAAAUGUUACAAUCAUCACUGGGGAGAGACUUUGAAACAAAAAAUGCUAUAUUUUUUUCAUUUAAAACCAACUAGUCCAAAGAUUAAAGAAACUUUUAGAACUAGCUAAUUAUUUGAUAUAAGAAACCUAUAUUUUACUGGGAAAAUUAAGAAAUUAAAUAAGAAAUUUUUGGAACUAAAAACAUGGAAUUUCAGCCUACAAAUAAGAAACUUUUAGAACUAGGCCCUUCGCCAGGUUUCUUAUAUAUAUAAAAAAAGUAAUUACUCACUGCAUGUGCUAGCAAAGUAGAUUUCGUUUACUGCGGUCUAAAGCAUCCUGCGUUAAAUCUUAAUCGAUAUGCUAUGAUAUUAGAUAAAGCAAUAAAAUAAGGAAAAAACCCACGAGGAAUUUCUUGGCUGAUGAAAUUGAUUUGAUAAAAAACGCUUUAUAAAAGACAAAAAAAAUAUUUUGGGGAUCCUUUAAACGAGUACAGUUUAGAAAAAAUGAUUACAUGUCACAGACAAGCACAGACUUGAAUUCUUAAUCUUAGUUAGGUUCAGAAAAGACUUGUUUUAUUUUUUAGGAAACAUAUCACACACAUAGAUUUUUUGCCACAAUGAAGAUACAUAUAUUACUGUUCUUGUUGAUGUGUUUAUGUGUUCUUGGUUUGGUUUUUGUAACAUGGCAAAAUCCAGAAUGGCCUUCUUUUACUAUUGGUUUUUCAUACAAGAAAGAUCGCAGCAUUCCUCGCAGUUUAAAACAGCAGACCAGUUCACAGGAAUUUAUUCCACAGCCUCUGCCAACACCAAGAGAUCGUACUGCAAUUAUCUCAUAUAUCCCAAACAGCAUGAAUCAAGUAUAUCAAUUCGUGUCUAUGUUAUAUGGCUCAUGGAAAUAUUUUACAGAUUAUCGAGAUAAACUUAUCAGUCCAAUUAAAAGGCAUAAAGUAAUGCAUGUAGAUUUGUUGACAUUUUGUCAUCCGUUGAUAUGUCCAAACUUAGAACACAUAUGCGAAUUGUAUACAAAAAGUGUCAACUCUACCACGCCUCCUAAAUGUUGGUUUGUUGAACAAGAAUUUGAAAUGGAUGUUCCAUACGGACCAAUCAAUUCUUUUGUUAUGUUCAAUAGGACGGAUGUAGAUGAGUUGAUGAAGCCGUACAAAUAUCUUUUGCGAACUGACCUUGACGUGUUUUUAUCGCCUGCCAUUUUAAUUUGGAGGCCAAAUAAAAGAAUUAUAACAGGUCAAGGUGGAUAUUGUGACCCAUUUAACAUGAAAAGAUUAAAAGCUAUUGCAAGUAAAUUAAAUAUGGUACAUCGAGGCGUACAUUGUGUUGGUUCGACUUGGUAUGGCGAGACAAAACUUUUCACAGUAGCUUCUAAGAAGACAUUAGAAAUGACAGCACAUAUGUAUUUAAAUGAAUUUCAUCCAACUGCACCUGGAUUGGAAACUAUUAAUUUCACAGCAAAUCGUGAAGGAGAAUGGGUAAGAUGGUGGAGACCAGUCUCCCUCCUGUACGGUGCUGAACUUGCUCUAAAUCAUUUAAUUGAAGAUUUUUCUAUAAAAUACAAACAAGAGCUUGAUACACCAUCCUGUAGCAAGAAGAGUAUUUGGGAAACUCCUCACAUUCAUUGUUGGCACGAUGAUUGUGAAUUUCAAAAAUUUAAAUUUAUAAGUAAUCUAAACAAAGCUAUCAGUGGUAGAGACAAUAUUCCAGGAGACGUCGUUCAUAAGAUUAUUGAAGGUAUAUAUUUUCAAAAUGUGACUAAUAUGAACAUCAAACAGUAUACGACAUAUAUUGCAUGGUCUUCUGUUGGAAAGUAUCUCAGGAAAAAAUUUCUAGAAUAACCA
This is a messenger RNA of Hydractinia symbiolongicarpus, 3358 nucleotides long. RefSeq lists its product as uncharacterized. The coding region runs from base 2126 to 3355 and encodes 409 amino acids. The transcript has 2 exons. The record is from RefSeq and is a predicted model, not a curated record. Lineage: Eukaryota; Metazoa; Cnidaria; Hydrozoa; Anthoathecata; Hydractiniidae.